Cannabis sativa is the source of this 2077-nucleotide messenger RNA. RefSeq names its product DNA polymerase epsilon subunit B. Bases 224 to 1819 code for a protein of 531 amino acids. Gene Ontology annotation, molecular function: DNA binding. Gene Ontology annotation, biological process: DNA-templated DNA replication; error-prone translesion synthesis. The transcript has 13 exons. NCBI's taxonomy places the organism in Eukaryota, Viridiplantae, Streptophyta, Magnoliopsida, Rosales, Cannabaceae. Gene Ontology annotation, cellular component: epsilon DNA polymerase complex. The record is from RefSeq and is a predicted model, not a curated record.
GGACAAAAGGUAAACCAAUAAAUUGGAGAGAGCAUAAAAGUAAAAUGAAAUGAGCCCUUUUAUUUCUCCUCCCCAAUUUCCCGCCGUCCCAGAGAAAUAGUGACUCCAAAAUCCAAAUUUCCCAAUCCAAAAGCUACCGUUUUCCCGCCAAUACGCAGAAAACCACACACAUCCAAGGUCCAGAGAGGGAGAGAGAGGGAGGGGGAGAGGGAGAGAGAGAGAGAUGAGUACGGCGAUUCGGAAGAGAGUGCAGAAGAGAUGCAAGAUCAGAGGGUAUAACCUCAAAGUGGAUGCACUCGACGAGAUCCUUUCCUUCGUUUCCCGCUUUCCCGAUGCUGAUGCCAAUGACGCCAUCGAUCUCCUUCUCGACCAGCUUCAUAACCAAACUUUGAAAUCCCCCAUCAUAGAAAAGGAAGCGGUUCAAGCUGUCGUUGCCCUUCUCUCCGAGGCCGAAGCUGCUGGUGAAGAAGAUGGAGAUACCUCACAUGCUGCCUCUACCACUUCCGCCAUUCGGGUAGUCGAUGCCUUCUUGCUCCCCAAACUACGUUACGACUCCAUCAAGAAGCUCUUCUAUGAGCAUACGGGGAAUCUACCCAUUCACGGUGAUGCUUCUGCAAAAGCAAACCUUUACCGGGAUAGGUAUCAAUUAUUGCUCCAGAGGCUCACCCGCGAUCAACAUUUCUCUAAACCUGCAUUUGAUUCCGAAAUUUCAAAUUUUGGAAAUUGUGAGAUAUCUCCAAUCCAGUCUCUAGUUGGGCAAACGGGGAGAAAAUGGGUAAUGGGUUUGAUAUCUCAAUUGGAGGAUGGACACUUUUAUUUAGAAGACCUUACAGCAUCAGUGGAGAUCAAUUUGUCCAAUGCAAAGAUAACGACAGGAUUUUUUUCCGAGAACACUAUAGUUGUAGCAGAAGGGGAAAUGCGUGUAGAAGGAAUUUUUCAGGUCAUUACUUGUGGAUUUCCCCCAUUGGAAGAUAGAGAGAAGUCACUCAAACUGCUUGCAGGGCAUGACUUUUUUGGCAGUGGUGUAUUAUCACGAGAAGAGACUCUUAGACUUGCGGAAUUGGAAAAGAAAGCAGUUAAUGACAUGUUUGUCAUAAUCUCUGACAUAUGGCUAGACAAUGAAGAGGCUAUGGAAAAGCUAACCACUGUCCUUGAUGUUUUUGAGAAUGAGGAGGUGGUACCUUCCUUGUUUGUGUUCAUGGGGAAUUUCUCUUCUCACCCAUGCAACCUUUCAUUUCCUUCUUUCUCUACUCUAAGAUCCCAGUUUGGAAAGCUAGGGAAAUUGAUUGGAAUGCAUCAACGGCUGAAAGAGAACAGUCGAUUUCUGUUCAUCCCAGGCCCUGAUGAUGCUGGUCCAUCAAAAGCUCUACCCAGGUGUGCCUUGCCAAAAUAUUUGACUGAAGAGCUUCGAGAACACAUUCCAAAUGCUAUAUUUUCAAGCAAUCCUUGCAGAGUGAAGUUUUUUUCCCAGGAAAUUGUAUUUUUCCGUGAGGAUCUGCUGUACAGAAUGCGGCGUUCAUGUCUGCUUCCCCCUUCUGCAGAGGAAACUGAAGAUUCUUUUGAGCAUCUUGUUGCUACCAUAACUCAUCAAAGUCAUCUUUGCCCACUUCCUCUUGUGGUUCAACCCAUCAUCUGGAACUACGAUCAUGCUCUUUAUCUUUAUCCAACUCCACACACGAUAGUCUUAGGGGACAGAAGUAAGCAGAAGGCAUUCAAAUACACAGGAAUCACCUGCUUUAAUCCUGGUUCCUUCUCAAGCGACGGUACCUUUGUGGCGUAUCGCCCCUGUAAUCAGGAAGUGGAAUUAUCUUCUUUGUAAGAAUUAAAGAUUGACUACUGACAUUAGCGACUGGAAAUUUCGUGGAAAUAACUUAUUUAGGUGAAGGUGCUGUGCUGGAACUCUUAGUGUUGCUGCUCUAUUUUCUAAAGCUCUGGUUGAAAUUUACAAUCAUUGUAAUUAUAAGUUUUUGCUGUACAGUAUAUUUGACAUUAGUAGCUAUUAUUUCUUGUCUAGAGUUUUCUUCUGUAUCAAAUGUUUUUCUGAACUCGAAAAGUGUAUUUGAUAUAAUUUUGGGCA